GGAGAAUGUCAAAAUCACCACAAGAGUCAGACGUCUACGCACAACUAGCUGCCAGAGACUCACAACCUGAGCCCUUGAAANAGGUCCUCGCCAGAGAACAAGCAAAUUAUGAUUGUUUGAGUUGCAGAGUGAUGGCAACGGCAUUCGGCGCUCUAGGUGCUUACACUUACUGGUCCGGCCAUCGCGAACUCCNNCGCUCACGCGAGCAAGAAAUCCUGAGAUCAGGCUCUAGACUCACCAUGCCUGCUAGGAGACUAGGCAUUACUGGAUUGAGCGGUAUGUUGUUGGGUUUGGGCUUGUGGAGGGCAUUCAUG
Messenger RNA from Aureobasidium musti, 314 nucleotides. The record is from the annotation of a GenBank genome assembly. Lineage: Eukaryota; Fungi; Ascomycota; Dothideomycetes; Dothideales; Saccotheciaceae.